This is a messenger RNA of Trichophyton rubrum CBS 118892, 1935 nucleotides long. RefSeq lists its product as uncharacterized. NCBI's taxonomy places the organism in Eukaryota, Fungi, Ascomycota, Eurotiomycetes, Onygenales, Arthrodermataceae. The record is from RefSeq and is a predicted model, not a curated record. The transcript has a single exon. Bases 400 to 903 code for a protein of 167 amino acids.
UUCUUCUUCUUCUUCUUCUUCCUUCCGCAUCUCCCUCGCUGUUCCAGCAGGCCAUAGACAAUCUCUUACUCGCGGAUUCCUGGUAAGUCAUAUCUAGCAUUGAUUCACUAGUUGACAAUGAGAACACUGAGGCUCCUCAUGAGCGAAACGUCACCGAGUCGGUCCGUCACCAACGCCGCUGGGCGAUAACAAGGCAAGUUUAUAAAGAUGUCCUCUGCCUUGUAUAGCAUGUUCUAACACCCUCUCGCCCUGUAGAAUUGGCAAGGCUGCAUCGUCCAAGAAGCAACCAGAGAGGAGCUUUCAGGAAUGGCGCGCCCGCAGCAGACAUAAUUUGUCGACGAAACAAAACGUCCUGGGGUUAACAGGGCAGGACUAGAGCUUUCCGAAACCCUGGAGUCAAUGCAACAGCGUUUGGUUUCCGUCGAGCAGGAGCUCAAGCAGUUUCAUGAAGAGACCAAGCAGUACUAUGGAGAGACCAAACAGUACUAUGGAGAGGCCUAUAAAAACCAUAUCCCAACCUGGAUGUUGCUUCGGGGGCCCAUCUACAAGUCUCCCCACGGCGGCUCGGUCCUCGUAGAUCUAGACAUUCUGCGAUUCCUUGCCAAUAACGACGCCUCUGAGUUUGCUAUGUGGGCUGGCGGGUUCGAGCUCAUAUACGGCAUGUCGUACAGCCAUGGCAAGUUCAUCUCUCGCGGGUCAAAGAUGGUGCGGCUGGCAGACACCCGUGCCGACCUUAAACUGCUUGACAAUCAAGCCUGCCUACCAAAGUGCGACGCCAUUAUCAGGCUCUGGAAGGCUGCCACCGACAAUGGGCAAGAUCCCGAAGGCGUUUUCAGAACCCCAGCGGUUGCAGGCAUGUAUGAUAAUCUUAUGCGUUCGUUUCGCUCUGCGCCGUCAAAAUAAGAUUCUUCCGUUGCUUCUUUUCUCUUCUCCCUGGCCUCGUAGUUCAUUAAUUAGAAAUACUGUUUAACUAGUUAGUUAGACAGAUAGGCAGGUGUGUUUAGUGAAUUACUUUGGAAGUGCAGAGGCGUCAUUUCAAGGUCUCGCUUGUCCCUCAAUCUAUAUUUCGGACACCGUAAUGCUGCAUCGUCGACCCUGGCCUGACAGCAGGAUAUGAGAUCAAUCAGAUACGUCCCCCGGAUCAGCAUAGGGAUGUCCUCGAUAGCCCUCUCCUGGAGUACACUAGUUAGGUCAACCGACGCAGGAACCCCCAUGGGCCUAAAAGUAUCCAAAGACUGCCCUGAUGGCCAUCUAUAGCUGUCCAGCCAAUGCAGUAGAGAAAUAGACAGCAGGCAGUCCAGCUUAUCCUCGGCAUGCCAUUAUUGACAGCAAGCAUCUCGCCAUGAGAAGCAGGUCGUCAGAUGUAGAAGCCAUACCAGGCCAGGAUCUCACACCCACGCCUUGCAUCUUGCAUCGACCAGCAGCAGCGUCCAGGGUGUAUCCAUCUAAUAAUAAGAACGACCCGCUGCCGAUCAGACGGGAACUGAAAGAAGGGAAGGCUGUCUUGGGGUGGCCAGAUGGCAGUCUUUCUUCCUCCUUUGGUGUCCUCGUUCGUUUGCCAUCGUCGCAGUCUUCUCGAUGUCUGUAGCUCUUCUUAUCCGUAGGUCUUGCCGAGGCAAUACGAGUUCCCCUGAGAGAUCGAGAGGUCGAGAUUAUAAUCUGGUCGACGUUAUUAUAGCUCAGCUGAAAGUGAUAUUAAGACGAUGCCAUGAAGCUGAGCCCUCGAUCCCUGGACGAGCCCAAGGACGUCUUCCCUGCAGCUGCAACGGUCGUCUCUUUCACAUGCUCCCGUCUUUGUCGAAGGAGAGGCCGAGCUGUUGGCUGUUGCGUUGCUGUUGCUGUUGCUGUUGCUGUUGGCUGUUAGAUAGUUAACUACCUAGAGUAGUGAUAGACGCCCUGGGAUCUCGAUGCUCACUAGCAGCAGCUCGGGAAGAA